Brassica rapa (field mustard) is the source of this 2175-nucleotide messenger RNA. RefSeq names its product oxysterol-binding protein-related protein 1C. Gene Ontology annotation, molecular function: sterol binding. Gene Ontology annotation, cellular component: membrane; cytosol. The record is from RefSeq and is a predicted model, not a curated record. Lineage: Eukaryota; Viridiplantae; Streptophyta; Magnoliopsida; Brassicales; Brassicaceae.
UCUGAAGCUCUGAUACCACUUAUUGUAUCAAACCUUAAUCACACGAACUCGUAUCACGUCGAGAUUGAUCACACAGAUAUAAUAAGACCUCAAUUCUUAUUGCUUUAGCACUCACUCAAAUCUAAAGCUCACAACACAUUAAGUUAUACCACAUGUUGGUAUCUCCUUAUAUAAGACUCUAAUUAUCCUAAACUCAUUAGGACUAACACAAAUAUAUUUCCUAAUCCUUAUAGAUAGACAUAACCUAUUAGGAUUAGGUAGCUUGUAUCAUAAGCUACUUCAAGCUUAUCUCAACAAGUUAGUGAGUUAGCUAUUCAGGACUGUGAGCAAAUUAUGAGGUCUGAGUUCUCAGCACUUCAGAGCCAGUUGGUGCUUCUCCAAUGAAGAUCUGGAGAACACAGUUGUAGAUGAGAGUCAAAGACACACUGAAAAUGAAGGUCCCAAUGAUUUAAGAAAUGAGAAGUUCAGUGACUUUGUUCAGGUUUCAUCUCAGAAGGGACUGCCACUGAAUCUGAUGAUGAGAAUGAACGAGGUGAUGCAGAAACGGAUGAGGAAGACCACACUUUUUUGAUACACGUGACUUUCUUUCUUCAAGUUCUUUCAAGAGCAGUAGUUCUGGCUUUCGUACCUCUUCGUUUUCUUCUGAUGAUGAUGGCUUUGGGUCAGAAGAUGAUAUUGAUCCUUCCAUCAAGUCUGUUGGAUUCAACUAUCCGCGCGUCAAAAGGAGGAAGAGUUUACCUGAUCCUGUUGAAAAAGAGAAAAGUGUUAGCCUUUGGUCAAUGAUCAAAGACAAUAUAGGCAAAGAUCUCACAAAAGUUUGUCUACCUGUUUACUUCAACGAGCCACUAUCUUCCCUACAGGAGUGUUUUGAGGAUUUGGAAUAUUCAUACCUUCUUGAUCGAACAUUUGAAUGGGGCAAAAGGGGAAAUACCCUCAUGAGGAUUCUUAAUGUCGCUGCUUUUGCUGUAUCUGGGUAUGCAUCAACCGAAGGAAGAAUCUGCAAACCUUUUAACCCAGUGCUAGGUGAAACAUACGAGGCAGAUUAUCCAGACAAAGGACUUCGAUUUUUCUCCGAAAAGGUCAGUCAUCAUCCUAUGGUUGUGGCAUGCCAUUGCGAUGGUACGGGAUGGAAAUUCUGGGCAGACAGCAAUCUGAAGAGUAAGUUUUGGGGUCGGUGGAUUCAGCUUGAUCCUGUUGGUGUGUUGACUCUGCAAUUUGAUGAUGGAAAAAUCCUUCAGUGGAGUAAGGUGACUACAUCGAUAUACAAUCUCAUACUUGGUAAACUUUACUGUGAUCACUAUGGUACUAUGCGUAUUGAAGGAAGUGCUGAAUACUCUUGUAAACUUAAAUUCAAAGAGCAGUCGAUCAUUGACCGAAAUCCUCACCAGGUUCAUGGUAUAGUUCAAGACAAGAGUGGGAAAACAAUGGCAACGAUGUUUGGGAAAUGGGAGGAGAGCAUGCACUAUGUGAUGGGUGAUUGUUCUGGGAAGGGGAAAUUGAGCGAAGAUAUGUCAGGAGCUCAACUUCUCUGGAAAUGGAGAAAACCCCCUGGAAACGCAACAAAGUAUAAUCUAACACGUUUCGCAGUCACGCUGAACGAGCUAACACCUGGGAUGAAGGAGAAGCUGCCACCAACAGAUUCAAGGCUGAGACCAGACCAGAGGUAUCUGGAAAACAGUGAGUUUGAAAUGGCCAACACAGAGAAGUUGCGGCUGGAACAGCGACAACGUCAGGCUAGAAAGAUGCAGGAGAGAGGAUGGAAGCCGAGGUGGUUCACGAAAGAGAAAGGAAGCGAGGCUUACCGAUACAAAGGAGGGUACUGGGAAGCCCGCGAGAGAGGAUCAUGGGAUAACUGUCCAGAUAUCUUCGGCCACAUCGAUUCCGAUCAACAAAUUGAGCUGUGAUAUGUAUUUAAGGGUGGAAAAAGGUGAAAAAAUAGGUGGAAUAUGAAGGAAAAGAAAAAGCAAAAUUCAGAGUAAGAGUUUUCUUCUGGCAAAUGUAAGAGGAAUAAAUUACCCUACGUUUACUCUCUUUUGGCUUUCUCUCUUUUGGCGUAAAUAGGAGAAAAACAAGUUUUAUCUGAUUGGACAAAAAGUGGAAUAACUGAGCUAAAGUACCUUUUACUCUGUUUAUUUAUCCUCUAUUGUGAUUAUCAAUCACACUCAUAGUUUUGGU